CGCUUACGCAAGCGCGUCCUGGAAUUGGCCGGGGCCGUGUGCGUGAGUAAAGAGAGAGCGAGGUAGCCGCAGCAAUGGAGGAACAGAGCCGGAAUCCACAGAGCCAGCCGACCGGGAAAGGGAAGGAUGCAGGCGGGGAGGCACGGGACGCGGCCAAGGACAAAGACAAGGAUAAGAAGGAGGAGCAGGAGCUGUCUGAAGAAGACAAGCAGCUGCAGGAUGAACUGGAAAUGCUGGUGGAGAGACUGGGGGAAAAAGAUAGCUCCUUAUACCGACCAGCUCUGGAGGAGCUACGUCGGCAAAUCCGCUCUUCAACCACCUCAAUGACAUCUGUUCCUAAACCUCUAAAGUUCCUUCGGCCACACUUUGGGAAGUUAAAGGAGAUCUAUGAGAAUAUGACCCCAGGAGAAAACAAACGUUUUGCUGCUGAUAUCAUUUCCGUUCUUGCCAUGACUAUGAGCAGUGAGAGGGAGUGUCUGAAGUACAGACUGCUUGGUUCCCAAGAGGAGCUGGCAUCAUGGGGACAUGAAUAUGUCAGGCAUUUGGCUGGAGAAGUUGCCAAGGAAUGGCAGGAAGUAGAAGAAGCUGACAAAUCUCAGCGUGAAAAACUACUGACUUUGGUGAAGGAGAUCGUCCCAUAUAAUAUGGCGCACAAUGCAGAGCAUGAGGCCUGUGAUCUUCUCAUGGAGAUAGAGCAGAUGGACAUGUUGGAGAAGUACAUUGAUGACAAUGCAUAUGCUAAAGUUUGUCUGUACCUGACUAGUUGUGUGAGCUAUGUACCUGAGCCCGAAAACUCUGCUCUCUUGCGAUGUGCACUCUCAAUCUUUCGCAAGUUCAACCGCUAUCCAGAAGCUUUGCGACUUGCAUUGAUCCUCAAUGACAUGGAGCUAGUGGAAGACAUCUUUACUUCUUGCAAGGAUGUUGUUGUACAGAAACAGAUGGCCUUCAUGUUGGGCCGGCAUGGAGUUUAUUUGGGCUUAAAUGAGGAUGUGGAGGAGUAUGAAGAUUUAACAGAGAUCAUGUCUAAUGUGCAACUUAACAGUAAUUUCCUGGCUCUGGCACGUGAGCUUGAUAUCAUGGAGCCCAAAGUCCCAGAUGAUAUUUACAAGACACAUCUGGAAAAUAACAGAUUUGGAGGCAGUGGUUCACAGGUGGAUUCAGCUCGGAUGAAUUUGGCCUCCUCGUUCGUGAAUGGAUUUGUCAAUGCAGCUUUUGGUCAAGACAAGCUGCUAACGGAUGAUGGAAACAAGUGGCUUUAUAAGAACAAGGACCACGGUAUGCUCAGUGCUGCAGCUUCUUUGGGAAUGAUCCUUCUCUGGGAUGUGGAUGGAGGCUUGACCCAGAUAGACAAGUACUUAUACUCCUCUGAGGAUUAUAUCAAGUCUGGAGCUCUUCUGGCCUGUGGAAUUGUGAACUCUGGUGUGAGGAAUGAGUGUGAUCCAGCUCUAGCACUAUUAUCAGAUUAUGUUCUGCACAAUAGCAACACAAUGCGCAUUGGCUCCAUUUUUGGGUUGGGUCUUGCAUAUGCUGGGUCGAACCGUGAGGAUGUUCUGACUUUGCUACUUCCAGUUAUGGGAGAUUCAAAAUCCACCAUGGAAGUAGUCGGGGUAACUGCUUUAGCUUGUGGAAUGAUUGCUGUGGGAUCUUGUAAUGGAGAUGUAACCUCCACAAUUCUGCAAACCAUCAUGGAGAAAACUGAGCAGGAACUGAAAGACACAUUUGCUCGCUGGCUACCUCUUGGAUUGGGACUAAAUCAUUUAGGAAAGGGCGAGGCUAUUGAGGCAAUCCUUGCAGCUUUAGAGGUGGUGUCUGAACCAUUCCGCAGCUUUGCAAACACACUUGUUGAUAUCUGUGCAUAUGCAGGAUCUGGAAAUGUCUUGAAAGUUCAGCAACUUCUUCAUAUAUGCAGUGAACACUUUGAUUCCAAGGAAAAGGAAGAGGAGAAAAAAGACAAAAAGGAAAAGAAAGAGGCUGCUGCUGAUAUGGGGUCUCACCAGGGUGUAGCAGUUCUAGGUAUUGCUCUUAUUGCAAUGGGAGAAGAAAUCGGUUCAGAAAUGGCGUUACGUACCUUUGGACACCUGUUAAGAUAUGGUGAACCCACACUGCGCAGAGCGGUACCCUUGGCUCUGGCGCUUAUAUCCGUUUCAAAUCCAAGGCUAAACAUCUUGGACACCCUAAGCAAAUUCUCUCAUGAUGCAGACCCUGAGGUUUCCUACAACUCUAUUUUUGCUAUGGGACUGGUGGGCAGCGGUACAAACAAUGCUCGCUUGGCUGCAAUGCUGAGGCAGUUGGCACAGUAUCAUGCAAAAGACCCAAACAACCUGUUCAUGGUGCGACUUGCACAGGGUCUUACUCACUUGGGAAAGGGCACCCUCACACUUUGCCCAUAUCACAGCGAUCGACAGCUUAUGAGUCAGGUGGCAGUGGCUGGACUAUUAACUGUGCUUGUGUCGUUCCUGGAUGUCCGGAACAUCGUUCUUGGGAAAUCACAUUAUGUAUUAUACGGUUUAGUAGCUGCAAUGCAGCCACGUAUGUUGGUCACUUUCGAUGAGGAGCUGCGACCUCUGCCAGUGUCUGUGAGAGUUGGACAGGCUGUGGAUGUUGUAGGUCAGGCUGGCAAGCCCAAGACCAUCACAGGUUUCCAGACACACACGACUCCAGUGUUGUUAGCGCACGGAGAGCGGGCAGAGUUGGCCACAGAAGAAUAUCUGCCAGUAACCCCCAUACUGGAGGGCUUUGUUAUUCUGCGCAAAAAUCCCAACUAUGAUGUGUAGUGGCACAUUACAGCCACUAAUGGGAGGAGAAGGGGGUGGGGAGUUGUAUAAGUUGGAUUUGACUGAAGGGGCUAGUGUUUCUUUUUUUAUGUUACUUUAUGAGAUAAUUAAAUAAUUUCACAACCAUCAUGUGUGCUCGGAUUAAUGACAGUACUUUGUCAUCCAGUGUUUUAUAAAGCAAAUUAUCGUGAACUCUGGUUUGGACAACAUUGUGUGGGUGUGUGUAUUUAGGAGUGCUUUUGCUCUGCAUUUAUUUGUUAGCGGGAUUAGCUCUUUGUACAGAGUAAAUAACCCAAAGGUUUGCCUUCAGUGGACUCAUUUUACAACAAUCUUGCAGCAUUGGAUUGGGCCAAUGUAAUCAAAAGUGUCGUUUUCAUAAUUUAUUAACGGCUCAUAUGAUUUGGGCCCUAGCGUAAUGGAUCAUUCCCUAUUCUUUAAGGAUAUUUGUUUGACAACAGGGCUCCGGUAAUAUAAGCAUUGCUGAGAAUGACUUUUAAGUAUGUGCAAGCUGAAUUUUAGGUUUAGCCAGCUUGUUUUUAUUUGAAAAUGCCAAAGUUCAUCAGUAAUGUCCGCAAGGCGACUUCUUAACUUCCCCCAGUUUGCACUGAUAAAGUGUCUGUGAGGUUUUAUUUUUUAUUUUUUUUUCCUACCAGUGACCAUAAUAAUAAAAAUCCUUUAAGAGACAUGAACGAAUUCCAUCAAAGUUUGAUACUUGUUAAGAGCCUGUUAAGCAAUGAAAUAAACAGGGAUUACAUUCACAUUUAUCUGA
Messenger RNA from Pelobates fuscus (common spadefoot toad), 3543 nucleotides. RefSeq names its product proteasome 26S subunit ubiquitin receptor, non-ATPase 2 (gene PSMD2). The coding region runs from base 75 to 2774 and encodes 899 amino acids. The record is from RefSeq and is a predicted model, not a curated record. Gene Ontology annotation, molecular function: enzyme regulator activity. NCBI's taxonomy places the organism in Eukaryota, Metazoa, Chordata, Amphibia, Anura, Pelobatidae. Gene Ontology annotation, biological process: proteasome-mediated ubiquitin-dependent protein catabolic process; regulation of protein catabolic process. The transcript is spliced from 21 exons. Gene Ontology annotation, cellular component: nucleus; proteasome storage granule; proteasome regulatory particle, base subcomplex.